AUGCGUGUCCUGAAAGCGGCUGCACAACGACUGCGGAGACCAGCACGGUUUCGCAACUGGAGACCCAUCGCCAUUCUGGUGCUCCUCGGUUAUGUGGUGAUGUUGUUCCUCAACUGUCUCUAUGGCUUCUACCCGGCUCGCUUUAGUCUGAAGCACCAACAGUUUCGACUCUCGAAGGCCAUGAUGAUCUAUUGCCUGACGGUGGCUACGAUUUUUUGCCUCUUCUAUGUGAAACACAUUUGGCAGGAAUUUUUCAGUGGUCAAAUCGAUCAACGCGAUGCCAUCAAGAUCUAUUGCUAUAUGAAUGCUUGUGGCAGCUUGCUGCACUAUCUCUAUCAAUGGAGCAUUUGUGUGCGAGUGCGUGAAUUGUUAAACCAGACGUCAAUCUUUGCAGUCAUCAACUACUUUGAUGUCACUGUGUUGUCCAUGGCUCGCCACAUGGCGCCGGUCUUCGUAAAGAUCUUUAUUUUUCCACUGGCGAUGCAUGUCACUUUAUUACUUUACCAUCAGCAUCUGCAACAGCAACAGCAACAUUCCCAACUCAGUUGGCUAACCACGAGCACCACAAUGUUGCCCAUCAUUGCGGGGAGUCAGUUGAACAAUUGUUACUUUUGCAGCAUUGUCAUAAGCAAGGCAAUCUUCAAGCAGAUAAAUGUGUUGCUUGCCGAGAUGCUAACCGAAGUCAACAGAUUGCAAACUCCGGCAGAGAUGUCACUUCAUAAGCCCUUCUAUCGCAUGCAACGCUUCUGUGAUUUAGCGGAUCGUUUGGAUGAGUUGGCUGGCAAAUAUGCUCUAGUUAACGAUUAUUGUCAAGGACUCUUGGACUUUGGCUGCUUCUCGAUGGUCACCACCAUGUCCAUCAAUUUGUGCAACACAACUCUGGGCUGUUAUGUGCAGUAUCAGGCUUUUGUGGACACCAUAAUGUUGGAGAAACCUUAUGACAUCGACCAGGCGGUGGCUCAUUUUGUGUUUCUGGUUCUGCCCUUUUUGGAAAUCCUUCUCCUAGCCAACGAAACGCAGCUGCUAAUCGAUGAAGCUAGGAAAGCGGGCUAUUUGUUGCAGCGCAUGAAUUUGGAGCACGCGGAUGUGCGAUUCAAGCAAGAAGUGGAUUUGUUUUGGCUUGAAGUGCGCACAGUUGAGUUUAAGCUGAUGCCCAUGGGUUUCCUGGAGCUGGAUGGAUCGAUUGUCAAUAAGAUGUACUCGACAGUUGCCGGAUUCUUAUUGUUUCUUAUACAAAAUGACCUCACAUUGCUCUAUCUACAGACGGACAUUGCUAUACCGUCUCGUAUCGGACAGAAAUAUAUAACAUAUAUUGAACUUCUGAUGGAUAGUUUCUCCAGUCAAGUUCCUGAUACUCACAAGUAA
Molecule: messenger RNA, 1365 nt
Organism: Drosophila albomicans
Lineage: Eukaryota; Metazoa; Arthropoda; Insecta; Diptera; Drosophilidae
Product: putative gustatory receptor 97a
Exons: 3
Coding region: 1-1365 (454 amino acids)
Biological process (GO): sensory perception of taste
Cellular component (GO): membrane
Source: RefSeq, a predicted model, not a curated record